Molecule: messenger RNA, 1571 nt
Organism: Loxodonta africana (African savanna elephant)
Lineage: Eukaryota; Metazoa; Chordata; Mammalia; Proboscidea; Elephantidae
Product: olfactory receptor 1N2-like
Exons: 3
Coding region: 98-1540 (480 amino acids)
Biological process (GO): G protein-coupled receptor signaling pathway
Cellular component (GO): plasma membrane
Molecular function (GO): olfactory receptor activity; G protein-coupled receptor activity
Source: RefSeq, a predicted model, not a curated record
UAUGACAUGUAUCUUUUUAAUAUAACUGCUAAAAUGAUUAUUUCAGAGUCCCUAAUAUUCUCAACCAUUCUUCAACCCCAGUAGAGAGAAGAGCAUCAUGAGGUGGGAGAAUCAGAGCAGCACAUCUGAAUUCCUUCUUCUGGGGUUCCCCAUCCAGCUGGAGCAGCAGGGCAUGUUCUUCACCCUGUUCCUGGUGAUGUACCUCACCACCGUGCUGGGGAACCUGCUCAUCAUCCUGCUUAUCAGGGUGGACCCUCGCCUUCACACCCCCAUGUACUUCUUCCUCAGCCACUUGGCCUUCACUGACAUCUCUUUCUCAUCUGUAACUGUCCCUAAGAUGUUAAUAAACAUGCAGACUCGGAAUCAAUCCAUCCCCUAUUCAGGGUGCAUAGCACAGAUGUAUUUUUUCAUACUUUUUACAGAUCUGGACAAUUUCCUCCUCACCUCAAUGGCAUAUGAUCGGUACGUUGCCAUCUGUCACCCCCUCCACUAUACCACCAUCAUGAGGGACUGGCUGUGUACCCUACUUGUAGCUGUGUCCUGGAUUCUGUCCUGUGCCAGUGCCCUGUCUCACACCAUCCCCCUGGCCCAUUUAAUGAGACCAGUGAACCAAACUACUGUUUCAGACUUCCUCCUUCUAGGACUCUCUGAGCAGCCGGAGCAGCAGCUUCUCCUAUUUGGCAUCUUCCUGGGCAUGUACCUGGUCACUGUAGUGGGGAACUUGAUCAUCAUCCUGGCCAUCAGCUCUGACCCACAUCUUCACACUCCUAUGUACUUCUUUCUGGCCAACCUGUCAUUAGCUGAUGCCUGUUUCAGUUCUACCUCGAUCCCCAAAAUGCUAGCCAACAUUUAUACUCAAAGCCAGGCCAUUUCCUAUUCUGGGUGCCUUACACAGCUGUAUUUCCUUAUCACAUUUGGUGGCCUUGACAAUUGCCUCCUGGCUGUAAUGGCAUAUGACCGCUAUGUGGCUAUCUGCCAGCCACUCCAUUACAGCACAGCUAUGAGUCCCAAACUCUGUGCACUAAUGCUGGGCAUGUGCUGGCUGCUAACCAACUGCCCUGCCCUGACGCACACAUUGCUGAUGACUUGUCUGGCUUUCUGUGCCCAGAAAGCUAUCCCCCACUUCUACUGUGAUCCCAGUGCUCUACUGAAACUUGCCUGCUCGGAUACUGGCAUUAACGAGCUGAUGAUCAUCACUAUGGGCCUGAUGUUUCUCACUGCUCCCCUCCUGCUGAUUGUCCUCUCCUAUGUCCGAAUCUCCUGGGCUGUGUUUAGCAUCUCAUCUCCUGGGGGGCGGUGGAAGGCCUUCUCCACCUGUGGCUCUCAUCUCACAGUGGUCUUGCUCUUCUUCGUGUCUGUUAUGGGUGUGUAUUUACUUCCUCCAUCAACUCACUCUACAGAGAGUGAGAGUAGGGCUGCCAUUCUCUAUAAUGUGGUUAUUCCCAUGCUAAACCCAUUCAUCUAUAGCUUAAGGAACAAAGACAUGAAGGCAGCUUUGCGUAAACUUUUUGGCAGUGGGAAAACAUCCCUCUUACCAUGACAGUAAUACCUGAUUCUGGCAUCCGGACAAA